AUUCCUUUCUUAAUCUUUUUGUAUUUUUAUUUCCCUCCUAAAAACCGUAACCCUAAGCCUAAGAAACAAGAAUCUGCAACCUCUCAAAUGCUACUCUGGGUGUGAUUCGAUGGAAAACAGAAUUGAUAAUCUUGACAGAAUAUCGGCAUUGCCGGAUGAAAUAUUGCACCAUAUUAUGUCAUUCGUGUCACCGAAACAAGCUGUUCGAACUAGUGUAUUGUCUAAAAGCUGGAAAGAAACAUGGCAUACAUGUCCGAUAUUAGUACUUGAUGAUGAUCAGACUCGCGAUCGAUUUGCAAGGGCAAAAGAGGUGUUGAAGUGUAUGGAACAAACUUUACUAAACCGUCACAUGGAGAUGAUAAGUUUAACGAAGCUCAUGAUUAGCCUGUUGUUCUUUUGGGAUGAUGAAUUUGCAGCAUUGGUAGAUCGAUGUGUUUGCUUUGCAAUUGGAAGUAAUGUCAAUGAGCUUGGACUUCGAUUUCCAAUUUUCAGGGUAGGAUACAAUUUGCCUCAAAUUGUUUUUUGUGCAAAAUCAAUUAAUGUGUUAGAGUUGUAUCGCUGUAAUCUGUCCCGUCCAAGAAUUGGUGUGCAGUUGUCUUUGAGAAAAUUGUGUCUGGUGGGUGUUUAUGUAGAUGAUCAAAUGAUUGAGAAUCUCUUUGCUAGGUGCCCAUUGAUUGAGUAUCUGACGAUUGAAUCAUCUGAAGGCUUUAAAAGCCUAGAGCUAUUUGGUCUUAGCGAGCUCCAUGAAGUCAAGAUAAGCAACAAUGAUGAACUCGAAAAGGUGGAGAUCAAUGCAUUGAAUGUUCAUUCAGUAACUAUUACUGAUAUGAAAACACGUGUGAUCAAUAUAGCCUUUUGUAAGAAUCUGAAAUUCUUACUAUUAUCAGAGCUUUCAAUAAAGGAUGAUUGGUUAUGUAGUGUAAUUUCAGAUUUUUCACUGCUCCAGUUCUUAAGCAUAACUUCUUGUGAUGAGUUAAGGAGUAUCAAAAUUUCAAGUCCUAGUCUUAAGGAAUUGGUCAUCAAUGGAUCUGAUUUGGUUGAAGUAAAGCUUGAGACUCCUAAUUUAAGCAAAUUCAAAUUUUCGGGUCAUCCAAUAUCCUUUACCUCAAAUGCUAUGGCUUUGUCAGAAACUGAUCUCUACGUCUGUGGUAAUGAUGAUGAUAUUCAGGUUGAUAUUCAGGUUUUAGUUAAGUAUAUUGAACUUCUUGCGAACUUUAAUCGGUGUUCUGAAGUGCUAAAUUUGCAACAUUGCACGGGUGCGAGAAUGGAGGCAAAUCUUACAUCCCCCUUUAUGCGGUGUCAAACAUUUGAACCUCAAAAUAGAUGA
Molecule: messenger RNA, 1327 nt
Organism: Pistacia vera
Lineage: Eukaryota; Viridiplantae; Streptophyta; Magnoliopsida; Sapindales; Anacardiaceae
Product: F-box/LRR-repeat protein 25-like
Exons: 3
Coding region: 110-1327 (405 amino acids)
Molecular function (GO): protein binding
Source: RefSeq, a predicted model, not a curated record